CAGUCGAAGGAGGUUUCCUUUUGUCCAAUGGACGUUUAGGACGUAGUAACUAAGAUUAUAAAUGACAAGGUGACAGCUGUCAGAGUGCACAUUGACUGCUGCUGUGAGCGAGAAUUAGUAAUCUAGGACCCCGUGUGUACUGUAACAUUAAGGCACCAGCCAUGUACGCCUGCGCUAAGUUUGUCACCUCACCUGCUGUGCUACGUGGGGGGUCCAGAGUCCUUGCCCGGCCAGUCUCGGUCUCAGUCUUCAACAGACCUGAAGCCAGAAGUGAGCAGCAGGCCCUGUUGCCUGUCAGUGAGGCUUCUCUUCUAACCCGGGGGUUCCAGACCAGCGCUAUCUCCAGGGACAUCGACACUGCUGCCAAGUUCAUCGGUGCUGGAGCCGCCACAGUGGGUGUGGCGGGAUCAGGGGCUGGAAUUGGAACUGUGUUCGGUAGCUUGAUCAUCGGCUAUGCCAGUCCUCUCCUCUUUGUCCCUCUGACAGGAACCCUUCCCUGAAGCAGCAGCUCUUCUCCUACGCCAUCCUGGGCUUUGCCCUGUCUGAGGCAAUGGGGCUCUUCUGUCUCAUGGUGGCGUUCCUCAUCCUGUUCGCUAUGUAAUUUAGUCUCUCCCAUCCCUGUCACCUCCCUUCUCCCAGGGAAUUGGAACUCUUGAUGCGACGCUCAUGAGGCCGUAGCACCGCCAUUCCAAUCAAAAUCUACGAUUACAAAUCCUGCCUUUUUAUGUUCCCCUUUUUUUCAGAAGUUUUACGUAAGAGCUCGCUUUGAUUUAGACUGUCUGUCUGAAUAAAUGGUUGGGAUAACUA
Oncorhynchus tshawytscha (Chinook salmon) is the source of this 807-nucleotide messenger RNA. RefSeq names its product ATP synthase F(0) complex subunit C3, mitochondrial. The coding region runs from base 162 to 500 and encodes 112 amino acids. Gene Ontology annotation, molecular function: proton transmembrane transporter activity. The transcript has 5 exons. Gene Ontology annotation, biological process: proton motive force-driven ATP synthesis; proton transmembrane transport. The record is from RefSeq and is a predicted model, not a curated record. NCBI's taxonomy places the organism in Eukaryota, Metazoa, Chordata, Actinopteri, Salmoniformes, Salmonidae.